Penicillium brevicompactum is the source of this 624-nucleotide messenger RNA. RefSeq names its product gluconokinase. The transcript has 2 exons. The record is from RefSeq and is a predicted model, not a curated record. Gene Ontology annotation, molecular function: gluconokinase activity. Gene Ontology annotation, cellular component: cytoplasm. NCBI's taxonomy places the organism in Eukaryota, Fungi, Ascomycota, Eurotiomycetes, Eurotiales, Aspergillaceae. The coding region runs from base 1 to 624 and encodes 207 amino acids.
AUGCCCGAUCUCUCCAAUGGAACCGCCACCUCCGUACUGCAAGAGAACCCUACCAAUCCAGCCCACGUGCAACACAUUUGGGUAGUCACCGGCCCAGCAGGCUGCGGCAAGAGCACCGUCGGCAAUGUCCUGCGCAAUGAACUCGGGGUUCCCUUUUUGGAAGGCGACGACUACCACCCAGCCGCCAAUAAAGAGAAAAUGGGCGAAGGAACCCCCCUCACAGACGCAGACCGCUGGGACUGGUUGAUCUCCCUCCGACAAGCCGCCAUCGACGCCCUCUCCCCCUCGGAAAGCAACAAAUUCCACCCACCGGCCGGAGUCGUCGUCGCCUGCUCCGCUCUGAAGCGGAAGUACCGGGACGUCAUGCGCGUCGCUGCCUACGGCUCUUCCUCCGUCCGCAUCCACUUCGUCUACCUCAAGCUCGACGAGGAUGUCCUCCUGCAGCGCGUCACCCAGCGCCAAUCCCACUACAUGAAGAGCAGCAUGGUCCAGUCGCAAUUGGCUGCGCUGGAAGAGCCCAAGGGCGAGUGGGAUGCUAUGACGAUCAACGUUCAGGGCUCCAUGGAAGAUGUCCAGCGCAAUGUCAUCGAGGCCGUGACGGAGAAGCUGGCGGAGUAUGUGUGA